Molecule: messenger RNA, 2027 nt
Organism: Glycine soja
Lineage: Eukaryota; Viridiplantae; Streptophyta; Magnoliopsida; Fabales; Fabaceae
Product: trihelix transcription factor PTL-like
Exons: 2
Coding region: 18-1745 (575 amino acids)
Source: RefSeq, a predicted model, not a curated record
AAAAUCUCACUUCUUCUAUGACAGAACCAAGUGAGACCCUUUUCUCAUCUCAUCCUGUGUCUUCUGUACACUUUCUUUUCCUUUUUCUCUCUCACUACUGUCUUUGGGGUGAAGAUAUGGGUGACCCUUAUGGGCUACCGGAGGAUCUCCGGCGGCUUAUACCAGCCAGAAGUACCCAUUUGAACCCUUCAAACACACACCUACUUGAGCCACUUUGUCUUCACCAUGGUCUCAGUAGUGCUGUUUCUUCUGCUACUACUCCACACACUAGUUUUGACCCCAACAUGGUUGGGGACGUUUUCUUCCCUCGUGGUUUCACUCACCACUUUGCUCAUCAUCAUGAUUAUUCUUCUUCCUCUGGUGUAAACCCUGUUGUUACUGCUACUGCUGCUGCUACUACUACUGUCUCGGAUCAUGCAUUCUGCAGCAUGGAGAGUGCAGAGAAAGGGUGGUUUGGGUUUGACUCCGGGAACAACAGGUGGCCUAGACAGGAGACCCUUUCGCUUCUAGAGAUCAGAUCUCGUCUUGAUUCCAAGUUCAGAGAGAACAAUCAGAAAGCACCCUUGUGGAAUGAGAUUUCUAGGAUAAUGGCUGAGGAAUUUGGGUACCAAAGAAGUGGAAAGAAAUGCAAAGAGAAGUUUGAGAAUUUGUACAAGUAUUACAAGAAGACAAAGGAAGGUAAAGCUAGUAGACAAGAUGGGAAGCACUACAGGUUCUUCAGGCAGCUUGAAGCAAUAUGUGGAGAUCAAGCAAAUAACGCUCAUCAUGCUCAUGCCUCAACUUCUGAUAAAACCCAUCGUGCUGGUGGAAACACUGUUACUACUAAUCAAAAUCAAACCUGCACAAUUAACCAAGACUACAAUAAUGGUAAUAAUUCUAACAAUAACCCCAAAUGCUCAGAGUGUUUGAGUAUCUCAAAUUCAUCUGAAUUCGAGACAUCCUCAUCAGAGAACAAUGAUGAGGAUCUCUCAGCCAUUGCAUUCAUGAUGAAGCAGCAGUCAAGGGAUGAGAAGCAGAAAGGGUUGGAUGAUCAUAUUCAUAGGCAAAAUGAUCAAUAUAGGAGGGUGAGAAAAAGCUGGAGAGCAAAAGUGGAGGAGAUAGUGGAUUCCCACAUGAGGAAGAUCAUAGAGACUCAAGAUGCAUGGAUGGAGAGAAUGCUGAGUGUUGUUGAGCAAAGAGAGCAAGAGAUGGCAUCUAGGGAGGAAGAAAGGAAGAGAAAAGAGUCAAUGUGGCUUGACAAACAGGUUCAUGAACUUUGGGCUAAAGAGAAAGCAUGGGUUGAAGCAAGAGAUGCUGCAUUGAUAGAGGUUGUGAGGAAACACAUUGGGAUAGGGAUAGGACUUGAAGCAUUGCCAUUGGUUGAAGAAGAACCACCAAAUAAGAACAAGAGCCAAGGAAAUUACAAUAUUGAUGCCAAUGAGUUUCCCUCUGAGGGUGUGGAUCAUAAUAGAAGUAGUAGCAGUAGGUGGACAGAAAUGGAGAUUUCAAAUUUGAUACAACUAAGGACUAGUUUUGAGCAAAGAUUCAGAGAAAAUAAUAAUGGGUACUUAUUGGAGAAUGGGCUUUGGGAUGAAAUAGCAGCAAAACUGGCUUGUUUGGGGUUUGAUAGGAGUGCAAGAGAGUGCAAGCAAAUAUGGGAUGAGAUUAGCAUCUCUCUGAGAAGGACAGUGGAUGAGUGUGAUGAUGGUGCAAAAAGAAGGCCUUGGUAUUUGGGACUUAAGCUGACGGAUGAUGAUGAUCUUUGACACAUUCUUGUUCUAACCGAAGGCAUAUCGAUCAGAGAGGUUAAGUAUAUAUGACACUUUGCUUUUGAUGAGUUCUGAGCGUGGAAAGGAAACUUGUGGGAGAAACAAUGCUAGGGCCCGAAAGGGUUAUUGAUUAGGACGUAGCAAGUUUAAGUUUGGAUCAUUCGCAAAUCACAAGGUAUUCUAGGCAAUGUUAUGUUUUUUUAUUUAUUAAUUAGGCCAUGUUAUCUUAAACUAUAUAUUUAAUUAAUAUAACGUAUGAGGACUUAUGCUUGAGUGUAA